Molecule: messenger RNA, 2166 nt
Organism: Perognathus longimembris pacificus (Pacific pocket mouse)
Lineage: Eukaryota; Metazoa; Chordata; Mammalia; Rodentia; Heteromyidae
Gene: Smtnl2
Product: smoothelin like 2
Exons: 8
Coding region: 55-1422 (455 amino acids)
Biological process (GO): actin cytoskeleton organization; positive regulation of vasoconstriction
Cellular component (GO): microtubule organizing center; filamentous actin; M band
Molecular function (GO): tropomyosin binding; protein phosphatase 1 binding
Source: RefSeq, a predicted model, not a curated record
UCGGCUUCUCCGGUUCCCGCUCCCGGCUCCCCACUCGGCGCACCCCCUUCGGCCAUGGAGCCCACCCCGGAUGCGGCGGAGGCGCGCGGCGUGCGCGAGGCGCUGGGCCGCUACGAGGCGGCGCUGGAGGGCGCGGUGCGCGCGCUGCACGAGGACAUGCAGGGGCUGCAGCGCGGCGUGGAGCGGCGCGUGGCCGAGGCGCUGCGCCUGGCCGCGCCCCUGGCGCGCACCGUGGCCGAGCUGCAGCGGGACAACCAGCGGCUGCAGGCGCAGCUCGAGCGCUUGACGCGCCAGGUGGAGGCGCUGGGUCUGUCGGCCGGGCUGUCCCCGGCGCCCGGCUCGUCCAGCCCCCCGCCCGCGGCCGGGACUCCAGAUCGCGCACCACGACUGGGCACCGCCCGCUUCGCCAGCCACGCCACCUUCUCGCUGUCCGGCCGCAGUCAGAGUGUGGAUCACGAAGAAGUCAGUGAGCCAGAGACCAGAAGAGCCUCAAAUUCCUGCAUCAUGGAGAACGGGCACCAGCCAGCCACAGGUCCAGGGGAAGGACCUCCAGAGGCCGACCAGACCUCAGCACCAGAGUCCCCCAGGCCUCGUCCUGUGAGCCUCUCCUUGCGGCUGCCUCACCAGCCAGUCACUGCUGUCACCCGAGUCUCCGAGAAGUUCUCUGGGGAAACGUCUGCUGCGGCGCUGUCACCCUCAUCUACUGCCACCCUAGGUUUCAGCCCUAGUCCCAGCGAGGCCACUACCCUGUGGAUCCCCAGUCCCACUGAGAAGAAUUCCUGUUUCCCACGGUCACUGUCAAGCUCUGGGUAUGGGACAGUGACGGCCGGCAAGCACAAGGACAGCCCUCCACUGGUGACACCACCCCAGUCACCCCCAUCCCCUCAGCCACCAGCCAUAACUCAGACCCCUCGCCAAGGGGAGCGGCGCCGGGAGCUGGUGCGGUCCCAGACACUGCCCCGCACCUCAGGAGCACAGGCCCGGAAGGCACUGUUUGAAAAGUGGGAGCAGGACACAGCUAGCAAGGGCAGAGGGGAGACGAGGGCCAAGCUGAAGCGAUCCCAGAGCUUUGGUGUGGCCAGCGCCAGCAGUAUCAAGCAGAUCCUGCUCGAAUGGUGUCGCAGCAAGACGCUGGGCUACCAGCACGUGGACCUGCAGAACUUCUCCUCCAGCUGGAGUGACGGGAUGGCCUUCUGCGCCCUGGUGCACUCCUUCUUCCCCGAUGCCUUUGACUAUGACUCCCUGAGCCCCACGCAGCGUCAGAAGAACUUUGAGCUGGCCUUCACCAUGGCUGAGAACCUGGCCAACUGUGAACGCCUCAUUGAAGUGGAGGACAUGAUGGUGAUGGGCCGCAAGCCGGACCCCAUGUGCGUUUUCACCUAUGUCCAGUCGCUGUACAAUCACCUGCGUCGCUUUGAGUGAAAGCCGGGGAGACCGUGAGGCUGCCAUUCCCCCCAGGACGACCCUCCCCCCACAGAAGAAGAGCUGCCGGGAUCUGAGCUCACUGUGGAUCCUGGGGCGUGGUCUGGUGCCCUUCACAACGGCUGUGUUACUGAUUAAAAGUUUCACUGAUCUGGGCCGACAGUGCUGUCACAGCCAAGGGCUUGAAGGAAAAGGAAAAACUGCCAAAGAGAGACAAUGGUGCUAAGUAAUGAUCUUCUUAAGGAAAAAUUACGCUUGCCUGUGUAGAUUCCGGAAAGCGAACUUAAUGUUUCCCUCUGGUGAAUUUGAUACCUUAGCUUGACAGAGUUCCAUUGAUUACCAAGUGUUGUUUAUUUUUUUGUUUUGUUUUUUAUCAAAAUACCCAGCACUUUCUACUUCCUAACACCAUUGUAGGUCCCUCUCCUCCUUCCCUCUGACCCAAUGCCAGGAAACAGAGACUGCUUCAUCAGCAGUGUGACAAAGAAGAGCCAAGGCUAGGGAAGAAACAGUUGAAUCACACCCAGGUCCUGGGCAGUGGAUAACCUUCAAAUCACCUCUAUUCUGUGGGGGCUGAUGGGGAGGCUUUGCCUAGGUCCAAAAGGGCUCUGUUCCUGCCCAGCGGUCAGAUAGACAUAGAGCAUUCAGAUAGACAUAGGCUCUCUAGAAGUUAACACUAUGGACAGACCUAUCAAGCUGAGAAUUUCUUUUUUCUUCCUUUCUUUUCUUUCUUUCCUUCCUUCCCUC